Zingiber officinale is the source of this 1310-nucleotide messenger RNA. Its product is annotated as Werner Syndrome-like exonuclease. NCBI's taxonomy places the organism in Eukaryota, Viridiplantae, Streptophyta, Magnoliopsida, Zingiberales, Zingiberaceae. Gene Ontology annotation, molecular function: 3'-5' exonuclease activity; nucleic acid binding. The record is from RefSeq and is a predicted model, not a curated record. The coding region runs from base 46 to 1071 and encodes 341 amino acids. The transcript has 6 exons. Gene Ontology annotation, biological process: nucleobase-containing compound metabolic process.
CUUUUUCGAGCGACGAGCGGGCGAGCAUUCGGUAAGUGUGAGGUGAUGGAAUGGGACAAGACGGCGGCGGAGAAGGAGGCUUCCUGGAUUGGGGAAUGGGACUCGGCCGCCGAGAAAGAGCUGCAAGCCAUCGAGGCGACCUAUUGCUCGUCCUUUUCAGCAACCACUGGCACCAAGCGUCAACUCUCCUCCGAUAUUGACGCUGAGGAAUCGGAAGCACUCGAUCCGCGACAAAUGGGCCGUCGUUUGCCCCGCUGGGGUUGGAAAGAUUCUAACCCUCUGAAGCGCCAUGUUCUCGAUCACAAUCACGUGGUUAGGGGGACUGACGGUCUUCUUCCUGCAUCGUACCCUUCAAAUGGGGCGUCGAGUGUACUGCCUCUUCCUCGUCCAGCUAGCCCUCGAGUGAGAUACCCAUCUAUGCUAUUUAAGGGUCGUAUAAUAUACUCUAGGGCUGCUGCAGAAGUUGAGCAGGCUGCUCAGGAGCUUUCAGAAAAAAUAUUUUCUAUGAAACAACAUAUGGAUCAUAUCUCCCUUGGAUUUGACAUAGAAUGGAAGCCCAUUUUUAGAAAAGGAUCUCAAAGGAAAGCAGCAGUGAUGCAAUUAUGCCUUGAGAAUACAACAUGUUAUGUCAUGCACAUAAUCCAUUCUGGAAUUCCUCCUCUUUUGAAGUCUCUUUUGGAGGAUCAUGCAUCUGUUAAGGUUGGAAUAGGCAUAGCCAAUGAUGCACGGAAGAUGUCAAAUGACUACAAUGUUUGUGUUGAACCAUUGGAGGAUUUAUCAAGUCUUGCGAACCUUGAGCUUGAUGUAGCUCCUAAACAAUGGAGUCUGGCUUCUUUAACCGAACUUAUCACAUGCAAGCAGUUGGAAAAGCCUAGAAGGAUUAGAUUGGGAAAUUGGGAAGCUGAGAUGUUGUCAAAAGAGCAACUGCAGUAUGCAGCGACAGACGCUUAUGUGUCAUGGUACUUGUAUGAGGCGCUGAAAGGAUUUCCAGUUAUAAAAGUUGAGAACAAAUGCGGGCAAGCAGACAAUGAAACUACCAAGGAGCAUCCGGAUAAGCAACCGGUUCUUUAGCUAGUUUAAUCUUUUGAAGUGUUGGCUCUUCAUUUUCCCAUCUUGUUUUUCCAUUUAAGUUCCUCAUAAUAUGAUUAGUAUCAAUAUUUUCCUUCAUUAUCACCUUCCUAGAAUGGGGAGUGUAGCAAGACACUUAGAAUGCUGGUAGGAAGGGUUUGUGUUGAUUAUGUUCAUCAUGAUAAUUAUGCCAUCCAUGAAUGUGAUUUUGUUGUUGAUCAAGUAAAUAUUCAUUAUAGCAA